Molecule: messenger RNA, 1512 nt
Organism: Aspergillus homomorphus CBS 101889
Lineage: Eukaryota; Fungi; Ascomycota; Eurotiomycetes; Eurotiales; Aspergillaceae
Product: UbiD family decarboxylase
Exons: 1
Coding region: 1-1512 (503 amino acids)
Biological process (GO): ferulate metabolic process; cinnamic acid catabolic process
Cellular component (GO): cytoplasm
Molecular function (GO): carboxy-lyase activity
Source: RefSeq, a predicted model, not a curated record
AUGACAUCGCAAUCGUCUGUCGACCACUCGUUCCGCGCCUUCGUCGAGGCCCUCAAGGCCGAUGGCGACUUGGUUGAGAUCAACACCGAGGUUGACCCUCACCUCGAAGCCGCCGCCAUCACGCGUCUCGUCUGCGAAACCGACGACAAGGCUCCCCUGUUCAACAACCUCAAGGGCAUGACGAAGGACGGUCUGUUCCGCAUCCUCGGCGCCCCAGGCUCCCUCCGCAAGUCCAACAAGGACCGCUACGGCCGUCUCGCCCGCCACCUGGCCCUACCCCCCACCGCCAGCAUGAAAGAGAUCCUCGAUAAGAUGCUCUCCGCCAGCACCAUGACGCCCAUCGAGCCCACCAUCGUCUCAACCGGCCCAGUGAAAGAGCAUUCCCUCGAGGGCGACGAGAUCGACCUCACCAAGCUGCCGGUGCCCAUGAUCCACAAGUCCGACGGCGGCAAAUACCUCCAGACGUACGGCAUGCACAUCGUACAGUCCCCCGACGGUAGCUGGACCAACUGGUCGAUCGCGCGCGCCAUGGUGCACGACCGCAAUCACUUAGUGGGCCUGGUGAUCGAGCCGCAGCACAUCUGGCAGAUCCACCAAAUGUGGAAGAAGGAAGGCAAGGACGUGCCGUGGGCGCUGGCGUUCGGGGUGCCGCCGGCGGCGAUCAUGGCGUCGUCGAUGCCGAUCCCGGAUGGGGUCAGCGAGGCCGGGUAUGUGGGCGCCAUGACGGGGCGGUCGCUGGAGCUGGUGCAGUGCGACACCAACGGACUAUACGUGCCGGCCAACGCGGAGAUCGUGCUGGAGGGCACGCUGUCCAUCACCGAGCGUGCCGAUGAGGGCCCCUUCGGCGAGAUGCACGGCUACGUCUUCCCCGGUGACACCCACCAGUGGCCUGUCUACACGGUCAACAAGAUCACCUACCGCUCCAACCCCAUCCUGCCCAUGUCCGCCUGCGGCCGUCUCACCGACGAGACACACACCAUGAUCGGCGCCCUCGCUGCCGCCGAGAUCCGCAGGAUCUGCCAGGUCGCCGGCCUGCCCAUCACCGACGCCUUCGCCCCCUUCGAGUCGCAGGUCACCUGGGUCGCGCUGAAGGUCGACACCGCCCGUCUGCGUCAGAUGAAGACCACCGCCAAGGAGUUCCGGAAGAAGGUCGGUGAUGUCGUCUUCAAUCACAAGGCCGGCUACACCAUUCACCGCUUGGUGCUGGUCGGCGACGAUAUCGAUGUCUACAACGGCAAGGACGUCAUGUGGGCCUUCUCCACUCGCUGUCGCCCUAACGCUGAUGAGACCUUCUUCGAGGAUGUGCGUGGCUUCCCUUUGAUCCCGUACAUGUCGCACGGCACCGGCUCGCCGGUCCAGGGUGGAAAGGUCGUUUCCGAUGCCCUCAUGCCCACGGAAUACACGAUCGGCGCGGAUUGGGAGGCUGCUGACUUUGAGCACUCUUACCCAGAAGAGAUCAAGGAGAGGGUGAGGGCUAAGUGGGAGGAGAUGGGUUUCAGCAAGCUGGACUAG